AUGAAUGCUGACUUUAAGAAUGCCUUCGAAGCUCUUCAUAGUAAGGUGAAACAAGUGAACGACUUCUCAUCUGGAAAGAAACUGAAGUCUGAAGGUUUCGACAAAGAGUUAAGAGAAGUAGCACAAAAUAUGACGAAAAUAACAGAUGCAGCAACGAGACAGGCAGUUCAAAGUGCCUAUGACGCCGUUAGAGCAACUGUUGUGGAAAGUCAAGAAAAAGAGUUACAACAGACCAAAAAAGACCUAGUAAAUGCUUUCUUAAGAACGAAAAGUCAGGUAGGACAUUAUGCUGCAGAUGGAACAUAUGUGCCAGCUGGUGGAACUUAUAUACCAGCUGGUGGAACUUAUAUACUAGCUAGUGGAACUUAUAUACCACCAAACCCUCCAAGAGAAGCACCUGCACCAGGACUACGUAAAACAUUUACAUCGUCACAUGGACACAGACACAGGCAUGCACAAAAACCAGCACAACAACCAACAAUUCAAAAUCCAGCACAACAACAACAACCAGCACAACAACCACCUCCACAACCAGCACAACAACCACCUCCACAACCAGCACAACAACCAACAAUUCAAAAUCCAGCACAACAACCACCUCCACAACCAGCACAACAACCAGCACAAACAGAGCAAGGACAUCAAAGAAGUAGAGAAGAAGGAAACCAAGAAUUCUUAAAAAUGCUUAAGGAAGAAUAUGAUUACCCAGAUACUCUUGACUUUAGUGACAGAUAUAAAGAAGCUAUUAGAAAGUUCAAGGAAGGAAAUACUGACCCGAACCUAUUUAGCUUUAUGGUUCAGCACCAAAUGGGAUAUAAUUUCAAACCUGGAAAAUACAAGCUCGCUAAGGGAUAUGAUUUAAUAGCAUAUCAUCCAAAUGACAUGAAUGAAUUUACUCCGAGAUAUUUUGUGUCAGAGAUAAAUGAUAAUUCAACUAUCUUCAUGAAACGCGUAAAAAAUAUAGACGGAACGAAAGAAGAAAGGCUUAUGAAUGCGGAUGACUUAAAUAGGGAACUUGUUAAAAACGGUCUCGGAAUAUAUGAAAUGCCACCAGAUGAG
Molecule: messenger RNA, 1059 nt
Organism: Trichomonas vaginalis G3
Lineage: Eukaryota; Parabasalia; Trichomonadida; Trichomonadidae
Product: protein of unknown function, DUF4106 family
Exons: 1
Source: RefSeq, a predicted model, not a curated record